Molecule: messenger RNA, 578 nt
Organism: Saimiri boliviensis boliviensis (Bolivian squirrel monkey)
Lineage: Eukaryota; Metazoa; Chordata; Mammalia; Primates; Cebidae
Source: RefSeq, a predicted model, not a curated record
CGAGCCUGAGCGCCUUCUCCGUACCAGAGAAGCCCCACCCACCUGAAGCCAAGAUGUCCAGCAAGCGGGCCAAAGCCAAGACCACCAAGAAGUGGCCACAGCAGGCCACAUCCAAUGUCUUUGCAAUGUUUGACCGGUCCCAGAUCCAGGAGCUUAAGGAGGCUUUCAACAUGAUCGACCAGAACCGUGAUGGCUUCAUUGACAAGGAGGACCUGCAUGACAUGCUGGCCUCGCUGGGGAAGAACCCGACAGACGAAUACCUGGAGGACAUGAUGAGCGAGGCCCCAGGGCCCAUCAACUUCACCAUGUUCCUCACCAUGUUUGGGGAGAAGCUCAACAGCAUGGACCCCGAGGACGUGAUCCACAAUGCCUUUGCCUGCUUCGACAAGGAAGCCUCAGGUUUCAUCCAUGAGGACCACCUCCGGGAGCUGCUGACCACCGUGGGUGAUCGCUUCACAGAUGAGGAAGUGGACGAGAUGUACCGGGAGGCACCCAUUGACAAGAAAGGCAACUUCAACUACGUGGAGUUCACCCGCAUCCUCAAACAUGGUGCCAAGGACAGAGACGACUAGGCCACC